AUGCCAGCCUUUAUCCUCCGACACCAACAUUUCUACUUGAUGUGCUUUAAUUUCAUGACAUCAAGACUUCAAGUCAUAGACAACAGGCCUAUUCCUGAAGGAAUUAAAGCUCAAGACAAGUAUGAGGGAUGUCCAGAGAAACUAUUGAUUGCCUUCACUAAGUAUCUCAGCCUAAAGAAGAGUCCACUUGGAAAGAAGAUGAAAUCUAUGAAAGUGCAAUACAUGGAGAUGCCUUGGCAAAAUGAAGAAAAUGCUGUAGAUUGUGCCGUAUACACCAUGAGGCAUAUGCAGACUUAUACAGGCACGUCAAUAGCAGACUGGGAUGCAAGACUCACUAGAGGCCAAGAAGAUUAUACAUUCCUCACAUCACUAAGACCUAAAUAUGCAGCGACCAUACUCAUGUCACCAUGGAAUACCCUGCUACCAGAAGUGACCAAUGCACUGCUUAUUCACAAAUUUUCCGUGCUUCACUGUUUUCUUGGCAAUAAACAACCAACUUCUGAAAUUUUCUAG
Ipomoea triloba (trilobed morning glory) is the source of this 513-nucleotide messenger RNA. RefSeq lists its product as uncharacterized. The record is from RefSeq and is a predicted model, not a curated record. NCBI's taxonomy places the organism in Eukaryota, Viridiplantae, Streptophyta, Magnoliopsida, Solanales, Convolvulaceae. The transcript is spliced from 4 exons. The coding region runs from base 1 to 513 and encodes 170 amino acids.